GGCUUUCCAAUUCCAGACUUUUAACCAGAGGCUGCUUCUUCUUCUUCUCCACAGCAGCCGACGCUGCCCAUGCCCUCGCCGCCCCAAACCCACCAAUCGCCGCCGCCGCCGCCGCCAACAGAUCCAAACCCCGCCGCCCCCGCGGCGGCAAAUGCCCAGCGAACACCGAUUGAGGUCGCGUCGCCGUUGCCGGAGGAGACCGCGGCACCACCGCCGCCGGCGGUGCAGCCGAGGAUGAUCAUCAAGGGGAUGCUGGGGCGGUACGAGCGGUGGAACCCUGUGCACCCGACGGCGGGCGCCUUCUGGGGCGUCGGGCUGGGCCUCGGCUGCGGGGUCGGCUGGGGGCCAGGGUUCGGGCCCGAGGUCAUCGGCUACGUCGGCGCCGGCUGCGGCUUGGGGUUCAGUGUUGGUUUCACGCUCGCCGGCGUCGGCGUCGGCCUGCCGCAGCACGGCAUCAUCAAGAACCACUACCAUGGAGGUUUUGCCAGCAAUACCCCUUUUGAAUCUGCGAGGUUUUACACCUUGACCAUCAUCAAAGGUAUGCUAUGGGAUGCCAUCAGUUAUGUGAGCCAUGUCGCAGCUAUGAGGAAAGAAUCUCGGCAGAAGCUUCUUAGGUUUCAUCAGGAGAACCCACCGGUUUCGGGAGGAGUUGAUCUGCCCAAGCUGGGGAAGGGUGUCUCGAGCAGCGUCAGAUCCACCAUGGAUUGUAUCAAGGCCUUCACAAAUCAGCGCUGGUCUCCGUAGCGGAACCCAAGUAAAUGGAAGAUCGAUACAUUGGAAUCAAGCUUAGCUUGGUUGAUCGAUCUUGUGUGUGGGCAAGCCACACACACUGGAUCGAAUCCCGCUGGUGCAGGGCCUGAUAUGGUGUCCAAACCCUGGCCGGGGGAAGUUAAAGAUCGAUCUUUAUGAGUCAGGAUCCCUCGUAUGGUACACUUCAGAUUCAGAUAUCUUCAAUUUUUUGUACAUGGGGAACUUUCUAGUGUUUUCCGGUUUACAGAGGGAGAACUGUUCCAGUUCAAGAACAUGGCAGCCUGUAAUCUAGCUAGUGAUUCAGGUAGAAACAUCAUCAGAUAAAUAUGUAAUAUAGAAAUGCUUGUUUACCUGAGCUUUUCACUACAAUACAGUAUCUGUGGGAUGAAACUCUUUGAUC
Molecule: messenger RNA, 1150 nt
Organism: Brachypodium distachyon (stiff brome)
Lineage: Eukaryota; Viridiplantae; Streptophyta; Magnoliopsida; Poales; Poaceae
Exons: 3
Coding region: 70-744 (224 amino acids)
Source: RefSeq, a predicted model, not a curated record